CCAUGAAGAAGAAGUCUGUGUGUUGCGGCCUGUCUGCUCUGGAGGUGACUCUCAUAGUUCUCUUCAUCGGCAUGACAGCAGUCAGCGUCACUCUCAUUGUCCUGCUAACUACAGAUACAUCAGAUGAGGACCUGAGAACAACAAGACCCCCGAUUAUUACUACACACGAACCAACUACACCUCCGACUCCAAAGAAUCCAUACCUAAUUGGAAUUGGCCGGGCCGACUGCACCGGACCCGCAGCUGACAUUCCGCUGAUGGGAUACGCUAAUCCAAAUCAGAAGGCUGCCGGAAUACAUACCCGCCUGUUUAGUCGCGCUUUCAUCAUUGAUGACGGGAAUAAGAGAGUCGUGUUUGUGACAGCAGAUGUGGGCAUGAUAUCACAGAGACUCCGACUGGAGGUUCUGAAGGCUCUGCAGGUGAAAUAUGGCGAUCAGUAUCGUCAGGACAAUGUGGUGAUGAGUGGCACGCAUACACACGCAGGUCCAGCCGGAUAUUUCCAGUACACACUUUUCAUUAUCACCAGCAGUGGAUACAUCCCAGCUUCCAUCCAGCCUCUAGUCGAUGGCAUCGUGAAGAGUAUAGACAUCGCCCACCAGAACAUGCGACCUGGACGAAUCUUCAGGAACCGAGGAGUUCUGGAUGAAAGCAGCCUAAACCGAAGUCCUCACUCGUACAUGAAUAACCCGCAAGAGGAAAGAGACAGGUACAAUAGCAAUACUGACAAGCAGGUGCUGGUGCUGAAGUUCACUGACUUGGAUGGAGAUGGAAUUGGGAUGCUCAGCUGGUUUGCAGUCCAUGCCGUCAGCAUGAACUUCACCAACCGCAUGGUGAGUAGCGACAACAUGGGGUACGCCUCCUACCUGAUGGAGCAGGACAAGAACCACGGAGCUCUACCAGGACAGGGAAACUUUGUGGCUGGGUUCUCGUCAAGUAACCUUGGAGAUGUUAGCCCAAACACUAAAGGACCACGAUGCAUCAACACUGGACUGAAAUGUGACUAUCUGAACAGCUCCUGUCCAGUUGGAGGGAGCAGAAUGUGUUUGGCGUUUGGACCUGGUGAGGACAUGUUUGACAGCACUAGAAUAAUUGGACACAAUAUAUACAUGAAGGGGAAGGACCUUUACAGAAGCGCAGUAGAGGAAGUCACGGGCCCCCUCCAUGCAGCGCAUCAAUGGGUGGACAUGACAAACGUGACUGUCAAGAUCAACAACACACACUCAGGAAGGACAUGCAAACCUGCUCUGGGUCACAGUUUUGCCGCUGGGACAACAGAUGGAGGAGGAGACCUCAACUUUACUCAGGGGGCAACGGAGGGUGACCCAUUCUGGGACGGGAUCAGAGAUGCUCUCCUGGGAAAGCCUUCCAACGAGACCACAGAAUGUCAUAGUCCAAAACCCAUCCUGCUCAGCACAGGAGAGAUGAACAAGCCUUUGCCAUGGCACCCAAAGAUUGUUGACGUUCAAAUGAUUACCAUUGGAUCAGUCGCUGUUGUAGCCAUUCCAGGAGAGAUGACCACCAUGUCCGGCCGGCGGCUGAGAGAGGCAGUUAAACAGGAGCUUCAGUCUGAAGGUUCAUUCCAAAACUUGGAGGUGGUGAUUGCAGGCCUGAGUAAUGUUUACACACAUUACAUCACGACCUAUGAGGAGUACCAGAUCCAGCGGUAUGAGGGAGCUUCCACCAUCUACGGUCCACACACACUCAGUGCUUACAUUCUCCAAUACCGGACCUUGGCCCGCGCCAUUGCCCAAAACAGAGUAUCAGAUCUUCCCAGUGGCCCUGCACCUCCUUUCUUUGAAAAAAAUCUGAUCAAUCUGGUACCAGCGCCGCAGACUGACAAAGCCCCGACUAAUAUGACCUUUGGUGAUGUGCUGGAGCAGGUGUACCCCGUCUAUAGACAGGGUGACGUGGUCUCGGUAACUUUCGUGGCGGGAAACCCACGACACUCUGGAGACAUAAGAGACAAAUCCUUUGUGACUGUGGAGAUUCAUGACAACAGAACCAACACCUGGGAGGUGAUCCACAAUGAUGCCUCAUGGGAGACCAGGUUCCACUGGCUGAAAGGAUCUGGUCGCCAAAGCAACACCACAGUGGAGUGGCACACCUCACAGAUGACCCGUACUGGCCGCUAUAGAAUCCGACAUUUUGGACACUACAAACAAAUGAAAGGCUUACGGCCAGUGAUUACACCGUACACUGGCGCGUCCGAUGAUUUCACUGUUGUGGCUAGUUACUACCGCAGCUGA
This is a messenger RNA of Synchiropus splendidus (mandarinfish), 2246 nucleotides long. RefSeq names its product N-acylsphingosine amidohydrolase 2 (gene asah2). Bases 3 to 2246 code for a protein of 747 amino acids. The record is from RefSeq and is a predicted model, not a curated record. Gene Ontology annotation, cellular component: extracellular region. Gene Ontology annotation, molecular function: N-acylsphingosine amidohydrolase activity. NCBI's taxonomy places the organism in Eukaryota, Metazoa, Chordata, Actinopteri, Syngnathiformes, Callionymidae. The transcript has 20 exons. Gene Ontology annotation, biological process: sphingosine biosynthetic process; ceramide catabolic process; long-chain fatty acid biosynthetic process.